Linum tenue is the source of this 2805-nucleotide messenger RNA. The record is from the annotation of a GenBank genome assembly. Lineage: Eukaryota; Viridiplantae; Streptophyta; Magnoliopsida; Malpighiales; Linaceae.
GAAAAAAAUUAAAUAAGGAAGAAGAAACAGAGAGGAAAAAGAGAGCAAGAAAGAACAGCUCCAAUUGCGCUCAUAUUAUUGUUUUGUUGUUAAAUGUAACGAUCUCUCUCUCUUCCCUCCCCUCUCUCUCUCUCUCUGUCAAUUGCGUUUCUUCGUUUCAACAAUGGAAUUUCUGCAGAACGCUGGGAUCCGCGUUUCUCGAUCGCAGCAGCAGCAAUAUCUUCACCAAAUUCUCCUCCAUAUGCUCUAACAACCUCUCUUCCGCCAUAGCCAGCCACCAUUACUUCUCUUCCCCUUCCAUUCCUUUCCACCGCCCUUCAGCAAUCGCUGCUGAAGCUAUACGCUCGUUCCUGAUUCCUUCCCGCUUCUCUCGCCGCUGCGCCGUCUGCCGGAUUCCAAAACCCUCAGGUCCGGCUCCGGUUUGAGGAGCAUUCUCCUCCAGAUUCGGCAUCGGUUCUCUUGGAGAGAAACAAUUGAGAUUGGCGGUCGUCGAGGAUUUUCGUCGUUGUUUUGUUCUUCGGAGUUUCUGAAAUGUCAACCACGAGGGAGCAUCACACGGUGCCGCUCUCGGUGCUUCUAAAGCGGGAAUUGGCUACCGAGAAGGUAGAGAAGCCUGAGCUUGUCCAUGGACAGGCCAACCAGAGCAAGAAAGGGGAAGAUUUCACGUUCGUCAAAACUGAAUGCCAGAGGAUCCUUGGCGAUGGCGUUACUACUUACUCAGUUUUUGGGUUAUUUGAUGGUCACAAUGGCUGUGCAGCAGCGAUUUACACUAAGGAGAAUCUUCUAAACAACGUUAUAUCCGCUAUUCCUCAAGACCUUAACCGAGAGGAAUGGCUAGCGGCACUUCCCAGGGCAUUGGUUGCAGGAUUUGUCAAAACAGAUAAAGAUUUUCAAGUUCGAGGUAUGAAUAUGCUGAAUCCUGUUGUCCGAUUGACGUUUAAAGCCUGUCACUCUAUCCUAUUUAGGACUGAAAUGCAAUUUUCGCUGAUAAAUUUUUUGGUCUCCCACUUUUCAGGACAACCAUCUGGUACUACUGUCACAUUUGUGAUUAUUGAAGGAUGGGUUGUAACUGUAGCAUCGGUCGGAGAUUCGCGUUGUAUACUUGAAUCUGCUGAAGGUGAUCUCUACUACUUGUCAGCAGAUCACAGGCUUGAUUGCAAUGAAGAGGAGAGGAAUCGUAUUACAGCAAGUGGUGGUGAGGUUGGGCGCCUGAAUACUGGUGGUGGUGCAGAGAUUGGCCCGUUGAGAUGUUGGCCUGGUGGCUUGUGUCUGUCACGGUCCAUUGGAGAUCUGGACGUUGGCGAGUAUAUUGUUCCUGUUCCUUACGUGAAGCAAGUCAAGUUGUCUACUGGUGGUGGUAGGCUUAUCAUCGCAAGUGAUGGAGUUUGGGAUGCUGUGUCUGCCGAAACGGCUCUUGACUGUUGCCGUGGAAUGCCCCCAGAUGCUGCAGCAUCACAAAUCGUUAAAGAAGCCGUGCAUCCUAAGGGUAUCAGAGAUGACACUACCUGCAUUGUUGUUGACAUGCUUCCAGUGGAGAAGCCAGCCGUCCCUCACCCAGUGCCUAGGAAACAACAAGUCAAAGGAGUGUUGAGAUCUAUGUUCAGAAAGAAGUCUUCUGAAUCAUCUUCUCAUCCCGACAAAGGAUACGUUGAGCCGGAUGUCGUUGAGGAGAUGUUCGAGGAAGGCUCUGCUAUGCUUUCAGAAAGGUUAGACACAAAGUACCCGCUGUGCAACAUGUUCAAGUUGUUCAUGUGUGCGGUGUGUCAGGUAGAGAUUAGACCUGAUGAAGGAGUAUCGAUACAUGCCGGGUCAGGUAACAUGAGAAGGCUACGUCCCUGGGAUGGCCCUUUCCUUUGUGUCAGUUGCCAAGAGAAGAAAGAAGCAAUGGAAGGGAAAAGAUCAUCUGGAGAUAGACACAGUAGCGAAAGUGACUGAGCGAGCCAGUCAGGCUCCUUCAACUAUAGACGACGAUGAUGAUGCAUCUCAGCGAGCACUAACAAUUGUUUCAGAAGUUUAAUGUAAAUGGAAAAAGACAACUUAUCUUGGGACGUUACUUCAAUUAAAAUCCGACGGCAGAAUCUUUUGGAACCCCAUGCUUUGCUCUGAAGACAAGGACGAUGAAAGAAGAUGAGAAGAACUUGUUAUAGCUGCUGCUGCUGCUGCUUACCAGUGACAUACGUAUGUUUAUCUAACUUGAAGACUUGAUGGUUGAUCCUCUUAGUUUGUGCUCGCCCUCCCUCCAAGACUCCGAACGAAAAGUUUGAUCGUGCCAAAUGCUUAGCAGCAGCAGGGAUGCAUCAAAGAGCGGUCAGUCGUCGUUUUUCCCCUUCUCCGAUCAUUAUUUUCAUUAUUUCUUUCUUUUUUCUACUUUCUUCUGUACUUGAAUCCACAAUAUUCUUCUCCAAAAGUCACAAAGCUAACAUCGGAACAACAACGGUAGCAGCAAUGUCCAAAUAUUAAUAAUUUCUUAGGCACUUAAUGACAACAAGUCUUCUUCUUCGUCCACAUUAGACGGUAAGAGAGAGAGAGAGAGAGAGAGAGAGAGACAAUUGGCAAUGGAGGAAUGAGAGAAACAAUGUGUAGCUGUGAUCUUGUUACAAGAGCGGAACGAAUUCCUUGAUGUAGUUGUAGCUGUAAUGAAUCUUGUUCCAUAUAUGUCCAUAGAAAGAUACUUGCUCAGUUAAAUUCUUUUAUAUAUUAUUUCUAAAAUAGCAAGGUCAAUAAGCAUUAAUGAAUAUUGUAUUUGCUUUAACAUGAUCGUACUUCAAGAUAACGGUUAAUUUUGAGGGUCGUGAGGAUUUGAAC